AUGGCGCACCUCUGCACGUCCUUUGCUUGGCCGCAGGCUCUCGAAUACGAAGUCGAGGGCCUUCGACCGGCCACGAAUUCCUGCCACGCUGACGCGGCGCCACUGACGAGCGACCACUGCAGCUACGCCAAAGGCACCAAGUGUUUUGCGCCCCGCGCGCACAAGGCGAACGGGCAGCGCCACACGCUCUGCGCGUACCACCGCGAGCGCUCCUGCAUCAACCAGCGCGCCGUGGACCAGCGAAAGCGGCAUCAAAAGGGCCAGUGGCAGUCGACGGUCGUUCCCGUGCGCGACCAGCGUCUCUUCUUGGACUUUGUCGCGACCCUCUGGGCGACACCACCGCCACCAACGCAUACCGCACCUUUCUAA
Messenger RNA from Saprolegnia diclina VS20, 369 nucleotides. RefSeq lists its product as hypothetical. The transcript has a single exon. Bases 1 to 369 code for a protein of 122 amino acids. The record is from RefSeq and is a predicted model, not a curated record. NCBI's taxonomy places the organism in Eukaryota, Oomycota, Saprolegniomycetes, Saprolegniales, Saprolegniaceae.